UGCAGGCGUCCGCAUGGCGCUCUGGGCGGGUCAUGGCAGGGGCCUGCGGUCGCCCCCGGGGCAAGCAGACCCGGAGCCCCAGAAAUCUCAGGGGGAGCCGAGGACGGGAAGCGAGGCGGGGGCUCCUCGUCCGGUCCAAAUCCGCCGCUUCUUGUCCUGCCUUUACCUGGUGGGCUUCUUGGAUUUGUUUGGUGUAAGCAUGGUUGUCCCUUUAUUGAGCCUUCAUGUCAAGUCUCUUGGAGCAAGUCCAACAGUUGCUGGAAUAGUAGGCUCCUCCUAUGGCAUUUUGCAACUCUUUUCUAGCACGAUGGUGGGCUGCUGGAGUGAUGUGGUGGGAAGACAGCCCUCCUUGCUGGCGUGCAUUCUCCUCAGCGCCCUGGGCUACCUUAUUCUUGGAGCAUCCACCAAUGUGUUCCUGUUCACCCUGGCUCGAGUCCCUGUGGGUAUUUUUAAACAUACUCUCUCCAUUUCAAGGGCUCUGCUUUCUGAUCUGGUUGCAGAGAAGGAACGGCCACUGGUAAUUGGACAUUUUAAUACAGCAUCCAGUGUGGGCUUCAUCUUAGGCCCCAUGGUUGGGGGGUAUCUCACUGAACUAGAUGGUGGAUUCUACCUAACAGCCUUCAUCUGCUUUUCUGUCUUCAUUCUCAAUGCCGGUCUGGUAUGGCUGUUUCCAUGGACUGCAGUAAAACUAGACAGCACAAAGAAUGGCCUGCAGGUAGGGAAACACAGUGGGUUUUGGGGACGGAGAGACCACCAAGUGCUGGGAGCGGACACCACGCGUGAGACCGCGGCGAGUGAGCACAACGCUCGGCUGCCCUGGGUGGAAGUGGUGUCCACGCUGCAGAGCAUGAAGAGCCUGAUCUUUUCUGAGAUGUGGGACAUACUUCUAGUGCGCUUGCUGAUGGCCGUGGCCGUCAUGCUUUACCACAGUAAUUUUGUCCUGGCCCUAGAGGAACGCUUUGGGGUGAGGCCCAAGACCACAGGCUACCUCAUCAGCUACAGCAGCGCCGUGGGCGCCCUCGCUGGCCCGGCCCUCGGGCCUGUCAUACAGCUGUACAGGCACCAAUCCCACACCCUCCUGCUGCACUCCAGCACGCUCACCUUCCUGCUGCUGCUGCUCUACUCCACGGCGCCCACCUUCAGCGCUGUCGUCUUCUGCUCUACCCUCCUUUCCUUCUCCACCGCCAUUGGCAGGACAUGCAUGACGGACCUGCAGCUGACUGUAGGGGGCACCCAGGCCAGCGGCACCCUCAUUGGUGUGGGACAGUCAGUGACAGCGAUGGGCCGGAUCAUUGCCCCCCUCCUCUCGGGAGUAGCCCAGGAGGUCAGCCCAUGUGGCCCUCCCGGUCUGGGGGCAGCGUUAGCGCUAGUGGCUGUUUGCGUAAUGUCACUAAACAAAUCUCGAUACAGUGGUGAUAGAAAUGUCAGAUUUAAAAGUGAAUAGAAAGGAUUUGGACUACGUGAGUGAACAAAAUGCCAAGUGAAUGAAUGAGGGACAGAGGCCAUGACAGAACGGGGGCUUUGCCAGGGUCAUGGUGAAGGAAAGCGACUUACUUCUGAGAGACUGUUUUGGUGGCAUCUAGUCAGACCCGGAUGGAGCAAAGUUAGGGUCGGGGAAGAGCUUUACCAAGGUGGAAGAUGUUAAAUACUUACUUACCUAAGUCUGUUCUUCGGAGCCAGUGCAGGUAAAUUUUUCAGGAGAGUUAUUGCUCCCCACUGCCAGGCGAGGGAAUAAUGGUGGGACAAACAGAACGUAAUACAUGCAAACAGGGAAGAGACCACAGGAUUUCACUAAUAAAUAAGAAAAAGGGCCAGAUUUCAUGUUAAACUCCAUUAGCUAAAAGGGAGAUUUUCUACUAUCAGAAUCUUAGAGGCGGAGAAGCUGCUUCAUUAAAACAAGCCUGUCACUUUUAAAGUACUAGCGAAGUUAGGAAUACUUGUUCUAGCUGGGGAACUGGUUAAAGCUCACAGGCUGAUUUCAUGAGCCUGGGUCAGGCCCAGAAACUUCCAGUGUUUAAUAAGCACAACAUGCAAUUUCUUAUUAGUAGGAAAAGAAUUAUUUUGAGAUAUAAUGCUCUUGAUUAAAAUAAAAGCCAGAGACUUGGUUGUUUUUAUGAAUAGCUAGCUGUUAGAAUGGUAUAUUAGUGUGUUACUCCUAUGAUGUAUGAUUACAGGAGAAAGCACUUUGUGGGGUCUGUUCCCUGCAUCCAUUGCCUCUGAAGCCACAUACCCUGCAGAGAGCUGAGCUUGUGUAUCUGACAGAUCUACCUGAGAUCAGGUUUGAAGAUCUGCUACUGGGAGGCCAGCACUCUACCAGCCUAGUGGCGACAGAAGCCAAAGCACAGAAAUACUUGAAGAGGAGCAGUUUAUGUAGAGUAGGUGUCCUGCCAUGUUGGAGGAACAUAACUCUUCAGCAUCUUGUGUUGAAAGUAAUUUCCUUUAUUUCUUUUUACUAUCACACCUGCAGGCAGAGCACUGUAGUGAUCUACAGGGAAGCAUUAUGCUUAAGCAGUAUGCCUUUUGUGAGGCCUAGAACAAGCUGCCAUUCCAGGGACCAGCUGAGAGGCCCAGAGUGAGCUGAGUACUAAGGCAGGCAUUUACUGACUGUGGGAAAGAUAUUAACUUCAAUAAACAUUGUUUCUGAACUUCCUCUCACCCUCACAUAGCCAGGCAAAGUUCUCUAAAUUAGUCCAUUAGGAUGGUAUUCCUGUUUUCUACCCAAUUCAAAAAUAAUUCCAAAUGAUAUCUUGAUGCAUUGUUUUGUUUUAACUCUAAUAUUUAUUAUGUAUUAAGUGGAAAACAUAGUUCUGUAGUUCUAGAAGUUGUGGGAGGUAAGCUCAAAUAUGGAUACUAAAGACUAAGUUGGAAGGCCAAAGAUUGUCCUUUUUCCUGCCCAACUAUAAAGAAAAUAAGAAGUCUCCAUUGUGUUGUAAUUGUGAACUUUUUAAGGUGCCAAGUGCUACUAAUGAGAAUGAACUAUGAUACAAAAUUAAUGAGUGUGCCAAACUGUGGAUAUUGGAUUCAAUAGACAAGAAAUGUAAUGAAUUAGAAUUUAAAAAAAAUUUCUCCAAAGACUAGCUUUUCUUUAUUCUCAGAAAAUAGGCCUGUUUCUUAGAAGCUUUCAAAGAUAGCCAUGUUUGAACUUUUAAAAAAUCAGAGCCUUAUUUUCAGAGUUAAAAUAAGUCUCUUAAGUUUAACGAGUUCAUAAUUAAUCUGACACGUUGAAAUCUGAAAACCAAAGAUUGAUUUUGUAGAGAAACAUCUUAGUAUUCUCCAUUAGUGAUUUCAGCUUUCCAUGUUUGUGAUUCUGUUGAGCUGACUCUUCCUUACAGCUGCUCAUAACCAGUCUGAUGUUGCUGCUCACUUGACUGAGGACACUGGUGUUAGCAUCCCCCCACCCUGCAGACACGCCAGCACCCCCAGCACCACCGCCCCCGCCCCUGCCCAGACCAUUUCACAGCUACCCUGCUGCUUUGCACAUCCAGUAAAGUUUGAAAACCACUGGUCUAUUUGUGCAAUUUAUGGAAUAUGAUCUCAGGGAAAUUAA
Messenger RNA from Condylura cristata (star-nosed mole), 3547 nucleotides. It is a transcript of the gene SLC67A2, whose product is annotated as major facilitator superfamily domain containing 9. The transcript has 6 exons. Bases 14 to 1444 code for a protein of 476 amino acids. Gene Ontology annotation, molecular function: transmembrane transporter activity. Gene Ontology annotation, biological process: transmembrane transport. The record is from RefSeq and is a predicted model, not a curated record. NCBI's taxonomy places the organism in Eukaryota, Metazoa, Chordata, Mammalia, Eulipotyphla, Talpidae.